Messenger RNA from Macrobrachium nipponense, 6228 nucleotides. RefSeq names its product mucin-2-like. Lineage: Eukaryota; Metazoa; Arthropoda; Malacostraca; Decapoda; Palaemonidae. The record is from RefSeq and is a predicted model, not a curated record. The coding region runs from base 441 to 6050 and encodes 1869 amino acids. The transcript is spliced from 5 exons.
UCUCGAGAAAGGGGGAGAGAAAGAGCAAAUACCGGAAACAAACACAAUAGCAACUGCAGAAGAUAAAGAAGAAGAAGAAGAGGAGAGGGAGGAAGAAGAGUUUAAAUCACGCGACCGAUUAUACCAAAGGAUCGAGAGAAGGCUCUAAUGGCAGACACAUCAGUGGACAAUUGCCCCGGUGGCCGAGUAGUUCCACCGCUCCAACCUAUUCUAUAAUUAACGGGAAAAAUAGGACGUAAAACUGACACCAUUUUUCCGUUUCUCGAGUUCGCCAAAGUGCCGUCCAUGAAAAUAUGCCUCUAUUUCUCAACAAGAAUCUGAGGAGGAUUCCCGCGCGUUCAAGGCCAAGUGAAGGACUCAACUAGUAACUAGUGAAAGGAAGUACUAAAAUAAAUUAGUAUUUCGUGAAUAUCUAAAAGACGAGAAUAGGAUUCUAUGCCAUGGAGCCAAGGAUAUCUUGUCGAGGCGCCAUCUUCAUCGUCUUUUCAUGUUGGAUUUCGAGUCGCGUUCCGCUUGCAGAUGGCAGCAGACUCUCCGAUCUGGAGGCCGUGAGCAAUGCCCUGAAUCACGCAGCCUUCUCCCUGGGGAGUCUGAAGUUGCUCUUCAUGGAAAGGUUCAACAUCACCAAUGCAACCAUGGAGAUCAUCCUCUCAACGACGGAGACGUAUCGCUUAUACACUGCAACCGAGGAAACGCAGGUCUCCGAGUCGCCAACGGGCGGAGGUCGUUCCACCGCAAACCCGUCCGAAGUCUCCACCAGUCAGGAGUUGGUCGAAACUUCAGGAUUCAGUGUAGUACCUUCAGAAGAUAAUAAUACUCUGCUACCUGACACUCUACCAUCUACUCCAUUCACACUUAGUACUACUGCCACACAUUCCACCAGUCACUUAACUACUCCACCUGUGAGUGAGAGCACUCCCAUACCUCCUGCAGCUCAUCCAACUACCCCAUCACCGCUUGACACUACUUUUGCAAACUCCACCAUUCAGCUAACUACUCCAGAUUCAGUAGUUAGUGCCUCUACAAGCUCUACAAUUCACCCAACUACUCCACCUGCAUUUGAUUCCACUUCUACAGUCUUCACCAUUCACCCAACUUCUCCAGUGGAUGAUAAUUCCAGAAGCUAUGCGAGUCAUCCACCUACUCCAGUUCCUUCUAUUGAUACUACUCUAACUCCAUAUGAUGAAACCAUUCACCCAGCUACUACUAUUCUGUUUGAUGACACUUCUAUAAGCUCAACCAGUCAUCCAACCAUUUUAUUUCCAUUUGAUGAUACUUCUACAAGUUCAACCACUCAUCCAACUAUUCUACCUUCACCUGAUGAUACUCCUACAAGUUCAUCCACUCAUCCAACUAUUCUAUCUUCAUCUGAUGAUACUCCUACAAGUUCAUCCACUCACCCAACUAUGCUACCUUCACCUGAUGAUACUUCUACAAGUUCAACCACUCACCCAACUAUGCUACCUUCACCUGAUGAUACUUCUACAAGUUCAACCACUCAUCCAACUAUUCUAUCUUCAUCUGAUGAUACUCCUACAAGUUCAACCACUCAUCCAACUAUGCUACCUUCAUCUGAUGAUACUUCUACAAGUUCAACCACUCAUCCAACUAUUCUAUCCUCAUCUGAUGAUACUUCUACAAGUUCAACCACUCAUCCAACUAUUCUAUCUUCAUCUGAUGAUACUCCUACAAGUUCAACCACUCAUCCAACUAUGCUACCUUCACCUGAUGAUACUUCUACAAGUUCAACCACUCACCCAACUAUUCUAACUUCAUCUGAUGAUACUUCGACAAGUUCAACCAAUCACCCAACUAUUCUACCUUCAUCUGAUGAUACUUCUACAAGUUCAACCAAUCAUCCAACUACUUCAGCAUCAUCUGAUGAUACUUCAACAAGCCUUGUGAAUCACUCAGCCACUCCAAAUACAUCAGAUGUCAUUUUUACAAGCCCAGCCAGUCACCCAACUACUCCUACUACUCCAUCUGAUGAAAAUUUUACAAACUACAUCAGCUACCAAACCACUCUGACCCCAUCUGAUACUCCAAGUCCGUCUGAUGACAAUACGAGCUACACCAGUCCACCAAGCACUCCAACUCCAUCUGAUGCUUCUACCAGUUCCACCAGUCACCUAACAACUUCAAAUCCAUCUGAUGAUAGUUAUACAAGUUCAACCAGUUACUCCACUUCUUCUAUAGUCUAUACCAGUCACCCAACUACUCCAACUACUUCCGAUGAUACUCCUACAAGCUCUACUAGUCAUCUAACCACUCUGACUCCAUCCACCACUCCAACUCCAUUUGAUGAUACUCAUACGAGCUCAACCACUCAUCUAACUACUCCAAAUUCAAUUUAUGAUGAUUAUGUAAACUCAAUCACUCAUUCAAUCACUCCAGCUCCAUCUGAAGAAACUUCCACAAGCCGAACAAGUCAACCAACUAAUCCAACUCCAUUUUAUGGUGAUUAUACAAAUUUAACUAGUCAUGCCGUUACUUUAACUCCAUCUGACAAUACUUCUACAAGUUCCUACAGUCACUAUACUACUCCAACUCCAUUUGAAGAUGAUUAUGUGAACUCAACCAGUCACCCGACUACUCCAACCCCAAUUUAUGACGCUUAUACAAAUUCAACCACUCAUGCAACUACUCCAAAUCCACCUGAAGAUACUUCCAUGAGCUCCACCAGUCACGAUACUACUCCAACUCCUUUUGAAGACGAUUACAUAAACUCAACCAGCCACCCAACUACUCCAACUCCAUUUUAUGACGAUUAUACAAACUCAGCCACUUAUUCAACUACUCCAACUCUAGUUGAUGAUACUUCCACAAGCUCCAUCAGUCACUCAACUACUCCAACUCUAUUUGAAGACGAUUAUGUAAACUCAACCAGUCAUCCGACUACUCCAACUCCAUUUUAUGAUGCUUAUACAAACUCAACCACUCAUUCAACCACUCCAACUCCAUCUGGUGAUACUUCCAAAAGUUCCACCAGUCACUCUACUCCAACUCCAUUUGAAGACGAUAACGCAAACUCAACCAGCCACCCGACUACUCCAACUCCAUUUUAUGACGAUUAUACAAACUCAACCACUCAUUCAACUACUCCAACUCUAGUUGAUGACACUUCCACAAGCUCCAUCAGUCACUCAACUACUCCAACUCCAUUUGAAGAUGAUUAUGUAAACUCAACCAGUCACCCGACUACUCCAACUCCAUUUUAUGAUGCUUAUACAAACUCAACCACUCAUUCAACCACUCCAACUCCAUCUGAUGAUACUUCCAUAAGUUCCAUUAGUCACUCUAAUCCAACUCCAUUUGAAGACGAUAACGUAAACUCAACCAACCACCCGACUACUCCAACUCCAUUUUAUGACGAAUAUACAAACUCAACCACUCAUUCAACCACUCCAACUCCAUCUGAUGAUACUUCCACAAGUUCCAUCAGUCACUCAACUAAUCCAACUCCAUUUGAAGACGAUUAUGUAAACUCAACCAGUCACCCGACUACUCCAACUCCAUUUUAUGAUGCUUAUACAAACUCAACCACUCAUUCAACCACUCCAACUCCAUCUGAUGAUACUUCCAUAAGUUCCACCAGUCACUCUACUCCAACUCCAUUUGAAGACGAUAACGUAAACUCAACUAGCCACCUGACUACUCCAACUCCGUUUUAUGAUGACUAUACAAACUCAACCACUCAUACAACCACUCCAACUCCAACUGAUGAUAACUCUGUGAGUUCCACCAUUCCCUCAAUUACAAAUACUCCACCAGAAGAUGACACUUCUAAUGCCACCACUUACUCAUCUACUCCAACUCCAUCUGACAAUACAAGUUUGAACUCCACCAGCCACAAAACUACCCUAACUACUUCUAAUAUUUAUACAAUCAUCGGUGACUCAACUCCUUCAACUCCUUACGACAACACUACUACAAGUUUCUCCACUCACUCCAUUACUCUAACUCUCUCCGAUGAUACUCUAGCAAGCCCCAUCAGUCACUCAACUGAUCUAGUUUCAUUUGAUAACACCUCUACGUACUCCACGACACAGACAAGUACUUCACUUGUAUUUGAUGCUUUCUCCAAAUACUCGACAAGUCAACCAACUACUCCUAAAGUAUUCAAUGCCGUUUCCUCGAUAUUUUCAUAUCAUCCAACAUCCACAACUCCAUCUGAUGAUGCAUCCACUCCAGUUCCAUCUGAUGACUAUUCUACUUACUCAACCAGUCACCCAACUACUCCAACUCCAUUUUAUGACGCUUAUACAAACUCAGCCAAUCAUUCAACUACCCCAACUCCAUCUGAUGAUACUUCCAUAAGCUCCACUAGUCACUAUACUACUCUAACUCCAUUUGAAAAUGAUUAUGUAAACUCAACCAGUCACCCAACUACUCAAACUCCAUUUUAUGAUGCUUAUACAAACUCAACCACCCAUUCAACUACUUUAAUUCCAUUUGGCGAUAUUUCUAAAAGCUCCAUGAGUCACCUAACUACUCCACCAACAACAGCUUCAUCUGAUGAUAGUUUUACACACUCAGCCAGUCACCUAACUACUCCAACUCCAUCUGGUGUUAGCUUUACAAACUCCACUAGUCACCCAACUAAAACUCCAUUUGAUGAUACAUCUGCAACCUUCACCGAGAUCUCAACAACUCCACCGGAGUUUAAUUCUACCCUUCCGAACUCCACUACUCAGUCAACUACUCUGCAUGCAUCUGAUGCUACUACUGGACAUUCCCUCCCAGAUGAAACUACGUAUGAUGUAUUUUCUACAGCCUCAAUCAGUCAUUCAUCUACUACUCUCCUUGAUGCUACUUCCACAAACUCUUCUAGUAAACCACACAUUCCAACUCCUUCUGAUCUAACUUCUCCAAACCUGACAAGUCAACCAGCAACUGCACCUGUUACUCCCAGUCUAUAUGCUACUCCCACACCUUCCUCACUUGUGUCUGACACUUGGCCUGAAGAAUUUUCUUCUUCACUAAUGGCCAAUGCUACUUCCAGACUUCUGACUCAGUCCCUUUCUGAUAUUACUCUUAACCAAGAGACUACGUUGUCCAGUAACACUUUUGCGUCUGACGUUUCGGUUCAGCCUGACUCUGAUACUAAGUUACCUGAUACUACUCCUUCCCAAACAGCUGACCCAACACUUUCUUCUCCAUCUACACCAUCUACAGAGAGUUCUACACAUACUCAGCCCUUUGCUUCACAGCAUACCGUGACUGACGCUGACACUACUCAAGAAUCACCUGAUUAUGACGAUGAUCCUACACAACCUGAUAUUACAACUUCACCGUCCGCUACAGCCACCUCGCAAGCGCCUCAGAGAGAGCGGAUGUCGAACAAAGAGAGCAGGAGUGGCAAAGGAGGUAGAUCUAACAGGAGGAGACGACAGGUACUACUUCUGGACACUACAGACGAAAACCCUUGCGCCUUCUUCAACCAGUCGUGGAACUCGAGCGACUGGCUUCAGCACGUCAACUGCAGAGUUGACGCGAUUGACGAGCUGGUGUUGAAAGUGGCGAAUGAAUCCUUAAACAUGACUUAUGUGGGCAACAUCGAAGAUCAUGCUGCAGUUCUAGACAUGUUGAUUGAAGAAGGUCAAGCGAAUCCCGAAAUGGUCUUGCAAUAUGGCGUCGAAGAUAUCUUUGUGGUUAUAGAAACGGUCACCAGAGUGGAGGACAACGCUAUCAGUGCUAAUUACGAAGUGGAAAAGAAUAUUGAAGUGAUAAAGGAAAAGCUGAAGAAGAAUAACGCACUGAUCAUUGCAAGCAUGGUGAUCACCUCCGUACUGAUCGUGGCGAUGGUAGUGGGUGUGAUCAAACUGAAGAAAAUCUACAGGGUCAGGACGAUAUAUAUCAGCGAUAACAAGAGGUCGAAAAGACGGGGCCAGCGCCAUUACUACCUAGACAACGCCGACUCCCUAGACAUGUCCACCGGAUCGUUCACCAGCCACUCCGAAGGGCAGGAGUUUCUGGAAUUCCACAGCAACAACAAAAGCAUGGAUGAUGGUGGUAUUCCCCUGAGCACGAUGCCAUCUUAUGAAACGUAAAUCUGUCCGAAGAAGAAGAAGAAGAAGAAGAAGAAGAAGAAGAAGAAGAAGAAGAUAGACGUCAACAUAACUAUGAUCAUCAUCGGCCUAUAUAGCAUCCAAGAAGAUCAAACUCGAUUAGAAUUUCCGUUAUGAAACGAUCAGAUGAGGCCAUUAGCCAGUUAUAAAACGUACUAUA